Molecule: messenger RNA, 1269 nt
Organism: Bursaphelenchus xylophilus (pine wood nematode)
Lineage: Eukaryota; Metazoa; Nematoda; Chromadorea; Rhabditida; Aphelenchoididae
Source: the annotation of a GenBank genome assembly
AUGUCCGAAGCUCAGUCGUCCGCCGCGCCCUCGCAGACCGGCCCAACCGAGUCGCAGGCAGGCGGAGGAGGAGGUGGAGGGGGAUCCCGUCGUGACAAGUUGAUCACCAUCUUCAAGAGCGCGUCCUUUGUGAGUUUGGAGAGGGUUGUGGCUAUAUUUGAAAAAAAAUUUUUUUUUUAUUUUGGAUUUUUUUAACAAAAAAUCUCGGAAAUGUCGCAUAUAAGAUUUCUGGCCUAAAUUUAUAGGGGAAGUACCCCAAAUGCGACGCUCAGAUUUUGAUGAAACUUGGCACAAGUUUAGAAUAAUUUUUUCUAAGAUAUAUGCGAGAAUCCUAGCUCGCGCUUUGCAGAAACAACCGAGAUUUUUAAGUCGAAAGUCGGCGAAAAUUUAGGACUUUUUGCCGAAUUUUGGCACGAAAAGUUUCAUGCCUAUUUCUACCGUAAAGGAUAAUGUUUCUACAAAAAAUCAAAUUUUUCCGCACGAAACUGCCAAAGUUAUGGCCAAAAAGCGUUUUUCUCUCUGACCGCUCUCCAAGUUUAGUAUGCUCUCUCGGCGACAAAAAUGGUUCGAUAUCUCGACGGCGCGGGCAAAUCGCGAGCUAAUACUUUCAGGAAUUGAUAUUUAGUCUAUUCCCGACGUGUGUGCAAAUUUUAAAGAAAAUCUGAGCGUCGCACUUGGGGUACUUCCCCUUGUUAGUCGAGUUUCACAAAAAUUUGACUCUAAUUUUGUAAAAUAAAAAAUGCUGACUAAAAACCUCUAUUUUUCCCUUUUCAGGCCUUUCUCUGGGGCUGCGGUUGGGGCGCAAUCGGCGGUUUCUUGCUGAUUUUCACCUUCUUGGCCAUGCUCACGUUCUACAUUCGUCUCAUCUACUGGGCCAUUCCGGCGGACCUGCCGGGCCGCGAGAUCAAGGUCGAGUUCAUCAUCGACUGCUGUUGUGCCUGCGCAUGCGCGUGCGACAUUCUGAUCGUGUGGGCGGUGUGGGGUUUGCCUACGCUUGUCGGCGGUGUGGUAAGUGUUGGAUUUUUUGCGAAAUUUUUGUUGUUCUAGGCAGUAGGUAUCAGAAAAAAAUUUUGCGUAUAACUUGGGGAAUAGUGGUUAAAAUUUUACAAAAAUUGAAUUUGUAGACUUCCAAGGGAAGUAUUUUUGAGUUUGUCCGUAGUUUGUUUCGUAUAUGUCAUGGUAAAUUUGCAAUUUCAGUUUGGAAUGUUCUACACCACCAUCGCCCUCGGCUGCCUUUCGUAUUUCGAAUUCAAGAAAUGGAAGGGAUGA